Messenger RNA from Penicillium egyptiacum, 1098 nucleotides. The record is from the annotation of a GenBank genome assembly. Lineage: Eukaryota; Fungi; Ascomycota; Eurotiomycetes; Eurotiales; Aspergillaceae.
AUGGCCGGCGCCGAUGGUUCUCAAGGCCCCAUGGUCGUAGGUGUCAGCGUGGCAUUUGCCGCCUUGACCUUUAUUGUUUUAGCUUUUCGUCUCUUUGCACGCAUUUUCGUCUUGGGUCAAAUGGGUAUUGACGACUGGAAGUGGAUUAUGUCUGAUAUAUUUUACCAGCACUAUACUAACAUCUUCCAGACCUCAUUGGCGUUGUCGUGGUCCUUCAUUGCUGCCACACUGGUCGCGGUCAAACAUGGGCUUGGAAAACACAUUGAGGGUGUUGACCCGACCAAGAAGGUCGACUAUUCUUUUGCCGUCUGGCUGAGCUCAAUAUUCUAUCUUGCAAUACUUGGAUUCAUCGAAACCUCCGUCCUGUGCUUCUAUACCCUAUACGGAGAUUUCUAUCUCACUCGCAUGCCCCGGGUUAUGCUGGGAGUUAUUAUUAUGGAGCAGGCCAUCUCAUUCGUUCUCGUGGCUGCAUUCCAAUGUCAACCCAUUAGCAUGGACUGGACUGGCACUGGACCCGGGAAAUGCGUCAACAUCAACCUUUUCUACCUGUGCAACGCCGUCCUGAACAUUGUCACCGAUCUCUUAACUUGUACCUUGCCUAUCAAGGUAAUCUUCCAUCUCCAGAUUCCUCAGAAACAGAAGAUUGUUCUGGCCUUUAUCCUCUGCCUUGGUCUUUUCUCGAAGGACUCCACCUACGCCAUCAGGGGUGCCAUGGACUGGUCAGUUAUCGAAACCAACAUCGGCCUCCUUGCUGCCUCAAUCCCGUCAUUCAAGGCGAUUGCAUCCCGUUUCCUGCCCCGCUUCAUCGGCGAAUACAGCAGUGGGAAGAAAUCCGGCCCCUGGUCAAGCGAAAACAAUGCCCCGCGGUAUGCAUCUGGAUUCGCCAAGGUCAGAGAUCCAAACAGCAUCACUAUGGUCACAGUUACCGGAAAGGAGGAUGUUCCCAUGGGUACCAAUAUUGGCGCGGCCAGCAACUCCAGCGAGGAGCGCAUUAUCCCCCAAGGCAAGAUCUUCGCUCAUACCGAGAUCGAAACUACCUUCGAAAGACAUGAUUCUGGGAGUGACAGUUCACCAUCGCUCGAGGGGGCUUGUCAAUGA